AUGGGAUUUGUCGUCGUCUUCAAGCGUCCAGAAUCUCUCUCCCCCUGGCUCUUCCACUUCAUUUUCUCCAAUCUCUGUUUUUCUUUUCCAAUCAAUGUCGAUGUUAAUAGGAUUCUUAAAAGUUUUGUUCCACCUCCCCUUGAUACUCCUCCUAUAUAAAGCUCUAUCUCUUAACCUAGAUCCAUUAUAAAUAAAACAAAAUCUACUAUGCAGAAACUGCAUCAAUGACUAUAAAAUCCACCACAAAGUCUCAGCUUAUAACCGGAAAAUCUCUCGCUAAUCAUCCACAUCAUAUCCCUUCUAUUUUGUUUUUUCUUUUUGUUUUGGAGUUGCAGAGGAGGAAGUCGGGCGGCCAUGCCUUUCAGAUCACAACGCUCCCGGACCAAACCUGUGUAACAGAUGCAGUUAUUAAUCAUCUUCGAAAUUAAACAAGCAUUUUCACUGGGUGCUCGAAGUACCAGAUGAUUAUAACAGAGACGCAUCUUAAUCGGCCUCAUCUGUUCCUGGUUUCUUAGAAAGUUUUACCAUUCGGCGCCGUAAAGUAGCGCUAGCCGCCGUAAAACCAAUAAGGGAAGCCUGUAACAUCACCAAAAGAGGGGUAUUGAUGGGUGUGGACAUGCUUCUACUAGAUGAAAAGGCAACGUUUAUCCAAGGCUCUAUCAGUGUACAACAGCUAAACACUUUCCGUCUUGGGGAGCUUGACACAUUAUGAUUAACAUACAGAUUGACAGAUACAAUUAUUUUUUCAUAACCGUUCUACCACUGUUUGUCUAAGUUUAUUGGACGCAAAAGACGACCAGCUAAAACAAAAGGUCCUGUUCAUGGGUGUGACAAGCAUUAACUUCUAUUUUGUUGGAGGGAAUCUAACCCUGGAAGCUACAUGUGGGACAUAUUUCUACCUAUGCAAGUGCUGGUGUGACCUUUAUUGCUAGUUUUCCUGUUGGCCACUUUGACUCAUCAAUAAGUUUCCUCAAAGAUGGAUGUGGAAAAAAAUUAGAAACAGUGAGUGUGUCAGAGCUCAACACAUAUGUGGCCACCUCCCUACCUCAGGUUGUAGAGUUCUUGUGCAUUGGAAAAGUGCACGGCAUAUACAAUGCCCAUGGCUGGUGAUAUGUCUCAUGCUCUAAAUGUUAUAAGAAGCUUAAACGUGAGGUUGCUUCACUCACAUGCCCAUCACGUAAUUACUCCAGUGCGGUGGGUGCUUUCAGGUCACAGCAAUCUUGGUGGUGAUGAGCCUUCUCCCAGUAUGAAUGGUGGAAAUAUCUCUAACCAAUCCACCCAAUCCAAAGCAACAGCCACAGUUGAGGAAACUAUUUCUGCCAGUAGUAAUGCAGAAGAACAUAUUCGAGUAGGAUCGUUCAUCUUAUGUUUUACCAUAUAUUUUAGUGUUUGACUCUCUCAUCUUUGUUUCUUAUUUGAACAUUUAUUAUUACUCGAAGUUAUUCGAAUCAUGUUUUGGUUUAAAUAUUAUACAUACGUGAUCAUUAACAAUUUCAAAACAAU
Molecule: messenger RNA, 1503 nt
Organism: Eruca vesicaria subsp. sativa (arugula)
Lineage: Eukaryota; Viridiplantae; Streptophyta; Magnoliopsida; Brassicales; Brassicaceae
Source: the annotation of a GenBank genome assembly